CUUUUCGCCUGUCUCGCUUCCGCGUGGCGUUUUCGGCGUGGGUCUGCAGUGACUGGGGCGGCUCGGGACACAAAAUGGGGUUUGGGGAUUAUCCAGUCGAAUUUAACCCCAAAGUCCACGGGCCGUACGAUCCGGCACGGUGGUAUGGAAAACCCGACACGCCACUGAGCCAGGUGAAGUUGGGAGAGCUCGGAGGCUGGCUGGGCCGCCGUCAGAAGUCGCCCCAGGCCAUGACCGCCGCCAUCAGCCGAGGUCAGUGGGCAGGUCAAGGCCAGGUCACGCGGCGGAACGCCGGUGGUCCACGACUGAUGGCGUCUGUCAUACAUCCUCGGUCCCGUGGAAAUGUUCCCCGGACCAAUUUGAAGACGGUUCAUGUUCACACCGCUCAGAACUGCGUCAUUGGGGGCCUAACUGGCGCUGGCUGCACAAGUACGUGCACCCGAAGCGGUCGGGCCUGGCGCCGUUCCCUGCAGGUGAUCGUCGCCACGUCGUCGCUCUUCUACGUGCUGAACUACACCAAGAUCAAGGCUCACCGUCUCCACAAGUACCACUGGUAGCCUGCCGGACGCCGCCCGGUUGGAGUGUAGUGUCGGUCUGUUGAGUGCGUGCCCGACCGGUUCGGGCCGGGAGAAUA
Messenger RNA from Pollicipes pollicipes, 634 nucleotides. Its product is annotated as putative ATP synthase subunit f, mitochondrial. The transcript has 3 exons. NCBI's taxonomy places the organism in Eukaryota, Metazoa, Arthropoda, Thecostraca, Pollicipedomorpha, Pollicipedidae. The record is from RefSeq and is a predicted model, not a curated record. Bases 75 to 557 code for a protein of 160 amino acids.